This is a messenger RNA of Folsomia candida, 899 nucleotides long. Its product is annotated as larval cuticle protein A1A. Lineage: Eukaryota; Metazoa; Arthropoda; Collembola; Entomobryomorpha; Isotomidae. The coding region runs from base 16 to 789 and encodes 257 amino acids. The record is from RefSeq and is a predicted model, not a curated record. Gene Ontology annotation, molecular function: structural constituent of chitin-based larval cuticle. The transcript is spliced from 3 exons. Gene Ontology annotation, cellular component: chitin-based extracellular matrix.
AAGGGAUACCAUGCAAUGCCAAAGUACCCAGUUAUUUUACCUCCAGUUCUACCUGUUCUCGAAAUGCGUAUACUUCUCCAAAAUGCAAAUCCGUAUAAAAGAGGAAGCAAAUCUUGUCCAGAGCAUCACAAGUCAAUCUUCUCUCACAAGCCCAACCUAACCCAACUACUCCUCAUCAUGAAAUUGUUUGUCUUCCUCACCGUCUGCAUCGCCAGUACCUGCGCCGCCAGCUAUGGUGGGUACUCCACCCCCGAAAUCAGGGUCACGAGCUAUGACGCCCCCGCCGUCAAGACUGCUUCUUACUCGAGCUACGCCGCCCCAGAGGUCAAAAUGGCGUCGUACUCGACCUAUGCUGCCCCCGAACUGAAGAAGGCGCCCAUUCCCAUCGUCCGAUUCAACUUGAAUGACGACAACUACGGAACUUUCGCGUUCGACCACCUUUCCGGCGAUGGGACCUCGGUCAGCGAGGAAGGUCACCUUAAGAGCCUGCCCGGAGAUUUGGAGGGGCCAGUUUCCGUGAUGAGUGGAGCCUACAGCUUCCUUGGGGAUGACGGUGUCACCUACAAGGUCACGUGGACGGCUGAUGAAAAUGGAUUCCGCGCCGUCGGUGACCACCUCCCCACCCCACCUCCCGUCCCAGUGGAGCUUAUCCGAGCUCACGCCGAGGCUGCUGCUUACCCAUCGUAUGAGGCCCCUUUGAUCAGAAGCAGCUAUUCCGGCUAUGAAGCCCCAAUUGUCAGAUCGUCCUACUCCGCCCCUGCCAUCCGAAUCGUCUCAUCCGGAUAUUAAUCGCUGAUGCCUUACACCUGAACGGAUCUGCUGGUCAGAUCAUCAUUUCCGUAAACGAACGUGAUAUUGUACACCCUGAAAAAUUCUUGUUAAUAAAAAAAAUAAAAAAU